Oppiella nova is the source of this 3063-nucleotide messenger RNA. The record is from the annotation of a GenBank genome assembly. Lineage: Eukaryota; Metazoa; Arthropoda; Arachnida; Sarcoptiformes; Oppiidae.
AUGGUGGUAAGAGUGCCGGCGAGACAAUGCUCUACUCACUCGAGUGGUGGUUAUCACUUCAACAGUGAGACUCCAGUCCUGUUAAUGAACGACCAGUUCUGCACACAUGAACGCCGAGCCCUGUCCACCGCCGCCCCCGACGUUGAAUCACGAGAUGUGAGGGGACAGCAUAUAAUAGGCGAAGGCAGUUCCAGUGCCUACUCCGGGCUCGCACACCAUCACCACCACCAACAGCCAGUCAAUGCACAGCACUUCAGGAAAGCCGUUCCGAUUCCCAGCGCUUACCACAGCCAACAGUUGCCGUUGAGGUCACGUAUGCCCGAAAUGGUGGUUCAAUCGGACUUCCGGAAAGUCAGUGGAAUUACAUCCGAAGUGUUCCGUCAGAUAGAGGCCGUCGAGAAUGACUUCGACUCCACGACUGCCGCAUACUUCGAGUCCGUCGAGAAGAGGGGAGAAAUGGUUAUACGUCUCCUCAACCCUCAGACACUGGGCAGGGCUGGUGUGGAGGCCAGCCGUAGGUACGCCACCUCUACGGGCACUCACGGCGCCCACACCAGCGCACAGUUCGUCGAAAUCAUCAAAAGGCCGGGACAGACAUUGGGGUUAUAUAUACGUGAAGGCGACGGAUACCGGUGUAGUGAUGGUGUGUUUAUAUCGCGUAUAGCACUGGAAAGUGCUGUUUAUAACAGUGGACUUCUCAAAGUGGGGGACGAGAUCUUAGCCGUCAAUUUAGUGGAUGUGCGCCGAAUGUCUUUAGACGAUGUGGUCAUCAUUAUGUCUAUUCCCAGACGACUUGUGCUAACCAUCCGUUCCCACAUCUAUUCGGGCAGUCAGUCGGCAAUAAUGGCCAGAAAGUCGAUGAGUAACGACUACCGGAACCCUCCGGUGGUUGUCGUCAAGAGAGAGGUGGAGGACGAGCCGUACGACGAGGGGAACAGUCAGAGGGACAGUGAGAACGGGCACCUAAUGCAGGCCAGACUCAAGGGACUGCCCGACAAUAUUCCAGCCAUGGCUGUGCCUUUGGAUGGCCAACACUACAGGGCAUUACCUCCACGUCCGGGAACAGUAGAAGAUCAGGUGCUUUACUACAACACCCCUCCCACGCAAUUGAGAACUUCUAUGUCCGGAAUAUAUCCGAUGCAAUCGAGAGAUGACUUGUGGAGCGACCAGAGGGCCGGUGUGUCGCGCACCCGACCCUAUGGUAUAGUCACUCAACAGCCAAAUGUGUUGCGCAGACAAUACCCGAGAACUAUUGACAACUUGUCAGCUCAGGUGCACCAGUACUACAGCUCCGGAUACUCAUCAGAUGUGCCACAAUCCUCGCGCCGCAGCGGAUCCAUGGGUGUGACCCGGGCUGCUGUCCACAGACCUCCCUCUACGGGUCGCCAACGCUAUUGGGAAGAGUACGCGUUGGCCGGAAGUGCACCUAAUAGUGGAUCCCUUAGAGGGCAUCGACUCUUAAGAACAGAGAGCGAUCACGGAAUACCUCCCACAAUGUCCGAUGACUUCCUCGAUAGAUAUCUGCGGCCAUUGAGUAGAACCAGUGCUUCGCCCGGAUAUCCAUCGAUGGCUUCUAUGCAAGACUUGAAACAAAGACGAAUCGAUGAGUUAAGGAACUCCUCAUCAAAUCAGGCCAUCAAUAGUAUAUUAAGGAGACGCCAGUACUUUGAUGGAAGUGCUUCGGACACUGAGACCAGCUCUCCCUCUCACUAUCUGCUGAGGCAACGAAGUUUGGGACCGUAUUCACGAAUGGUUAGAGGAGGGGGAGGUUCGAGGGACUCAUUCCAACUCAGAAGCAGUUCAUUGCCCCGAACCCGACCCGUCUCAUCCGAAUACCAGUACUUCUCAGGAACCCCUCCCUCACGACGAGUUUCCAGACAGACGGUGCGCUUUGAAAGGCCCCCUCUUGGCUACGACGAGGACAGCGACGGCGCCGCCUCAGCACCUGAAUUACCGGCCACUCGGCCACGAAGAAUAGCACGACGAAUGACAUCUCCAAAUCCCAACUACUCAUCCGAUGAAUACCAGCAAUGGAUGGUGAGAGCGCCGUCUACUUCGGCUAUCUAUGAAAGCGUCCGCAAAGGGAAGAUUAUGGAGAGAAGUCCUCUGAGCUCUCAUAGCAUCAGUCGAAUCGCUCACUCGGCUGAGAGUCUGCUCGACACCAUCCGAUCGGUCGGUUUCAACAAUUCACACAAUAUUCACGAACAAAAGCGAACACUUUUGGCCGAUUUAUAUGCAAGUCGUGCGGCCAUUACGGGCAAGACAUCAAUGCUGCCAAUGAGUCGCGAAGAAUCCAACCGAUUGUUAGGCAAACCCUCACUAAAUCCGUUUACAAUGGAUUACUUGCGCGGAUCCAUACCUAACCCGACGCCAGUGAAAGCCAGUGAGGAUUCACGGCUACACCUGUUGUCACUAAAUCCGCGCGAAUUCUUCAAAUACAGACCGGAGAAGCCGGAGCGAGGCCUACAAAGUGAGGGAUUCAGUGGUUUAGUGAAUGUGCAUCUGUUGGCGGGUCGGGGUCUACGGGCCAGUACGGGACACGUGAGUGAACACUACCGGGACGUGUAUUGUGUCAUAGAGUGUGAUCGCAUACAUAAGGCCCGGACAGUCGUCCGAAGCGGUGAACAGAGCUUCGAUUGGGACGAAGUGUUUGAUUUAGACUUAUUUGACACCAAAGAGAUUGCAUUCCUGUUAUACACAUGGGAUCCACAGUUCAGACACAAGUUGUGCUACAAAGGAGUCCUUCAUUUGUCUGCCCUAUCACUCAAUGAGACGCCGGCCCACAGUCUGGCCUUAAAGAUGGAGCCGAGAGGGACGCUAUAUGUGAAGCUUAGGUACAAAGACCUGUCGUCAGCAUUCCAGAGGCCAACCGUCACACCCAGUGGUCAGUCAGUGAACGCCAUAUUCGGUGUAGACGCCGAAAGUGUUGUGAAUCGCGAGAAUUCCGGACUAAAUGUACCCUUAAUUGUGAAGCGAUGUGUCGAUGAGAUCGAGAAACGCGGACUCGAUUUGGUCGGCAUUUACCGACUUUGCGGGGUUAGGAUAAAACUGUUUACUAGCUAA